Molecule: messenger RNA, 1506 nt
Organism: Aaosphaeria arxii CBS 175.79
Lineage: Eukaryota; Fungi; Ascomycota; Dothideomycetes; Pleosporales
Product: kinase-like protein
Exons: 2
Coding region: 1-1506 (501 amino acids)
Biological process (GO): peptidyl-serine phosphorylation; peptidyl-threonine phosphorylation
Molecular function (GO): ATP binding; protein serine/threonine kinase activity
Source: RefSeq, a predicted model, not a curated record
AUGAGAAGCGAUGAAGUUUCUAUCAGCCUUUACAAACGCAUAAAGGAGUCUGAGGCAAAGUAUCACCUCGAUGGCACUCAUUUCUUUCUUCCCGAAAGCGCCAUCGAGGACAAUAUCACCGAGAAGAACAUAAAGGCUGAACUUGGGCUUGGAUUUUGGGGAAAGGUAAAGCAAGUUGUUUCCAAAGGGGAUCUCCCCACGACGGUACUCAGAGACGCGAAGAAGGCUUUUACCAUCCUGGUCUAUAUCAAUGAAUCUAAAAGCAUCAAAGGAUUGCUAGAUGAAGGUAUAAAAGACAGCGACCUUCCACUUCGUCGAGAGGCAGAAAACAGCGGAGUUCUGUUAUCUCACGAUAAAUCAAAAAGGUUCAAAAGUUUGCAAACCAUGAAUGAUUCCGUAGUCGACUCUUUCUUGGAAAAGCAGUGGAUCGUGAUGGCCCCAACCUUCGAUUCAACGCGCAAUCAUCUCGACAUACCGUCACUUUGUCCUCUGCCCUUUUCAAACAUCGAAGCGCUCACGGGAUCGCAUUCUAGCGUGCUUUACAAAGGUGAAAUACACUAUUCUCACUACCGGGGUGGAAAAGGAGGCAACAAUAAUAUUACAAUAGCCAUCAAACGAUUUUUGAGAGAAAAGCUGUUCAACCAAGAACUGAAAAACUUGAGAAUACUCCAGGAACUCGACCACCCGUAUCUCAUUCGACAUAUUGCUACAUACACUCAGGAGAAGAGUUACUGCAUUAUAUCUCCCUUCGCAGAGGGAGGGGAUUUGGUGAACAUGUGGAAAAGUCUGGAUCAUAUCGUUCGUGAUGAUAAGUUGAUGUUAUCUUCGAUCGAACAGAUGAAGCAUAUCGCCGAAGCCCUGAAAGCCCUACACGAAGUCAAUUGCCGGCACGGAGAUCUCAAGCCCGAAAACAUCUUCCACUUCACGGACGACGGUGACGGGAAAUUAGUUAUUGCAGAUGUUGGUGUGUCUCGAACACAUCGGGAAGCCACCGAGAUGCGCGCUGCGGGAACGAGCACCCGUGCCACAACCCGCUCAUACGAGGCACCCGAAACCUUGAGCAAGGAAGAUGAGGCAAGAUCUCGCAAAUAUGACAUUUGGUCUUUGGGUUGCAUAUUAUACGAGUAUACACUGUGGCUUUCGCACGAUUACGAGGCCAUCGAAAGCCUGAGUCGGGCAAGGAAGGCACCUCACCACGAAUUCUAUCUUCUGAUGAAGCCAACCCCCGUAAUCGAACCAAUCGUCCUGGCGGCAUUUACAGCACUCCGGGAGGAUCCUCGAUGUAAAAAUGGGACCGCUUUGGAAGCCUUGAUGAAGCUUAUCCAGGAUAAACUUCUACAGAUUCAGGUUGAUGACCGUUGCACGGCUGCCGAACUUGUAGAACACCUUCAGAUGAUUUUGGACGAUAUCAAGAGCAAGAGAAUACCAGCACUCAACGAUGUCACUCUGCCACCACAGAAACUUCGUUUCGUUCGUGCUGACCACUUCGAGAUCAUCGAGGAGUGA